CCUCCACCUUCACUUUGUCAAUUUCUGCGCCUUCAUUGAAAUCCCUCGGUUCUCGGGCUGCGAAGUUUACAGCCUGCGUUGUGGUUUUUCAGUAGGUGGCGGAGAGCGGGGACAGAUAAGGAAGAGGGAAGCUCCCUUUUACGCGUCAACUCUCCCAGUGGCGUGCGGACGAACCACCCACCCCUACCACUAUACACACACACGGCCGACGGGGAACAGUGCGUUAUUGUUCAUUUCGCUGCUGAAUCUGGACAGGGGACCUCGCCUGGAGAGACUCCAGAAACUCGCCAAAUAGUGUGUCGCCGCGGGAGUUGGGCGACUUGCUCUUGAACGCCGUGGAGUGCAGGGGGUGGAUAACUUCUGCUCCCAGCAAUGAAUCUCUCGGAAGCGCUCGACCAGACUCACCUUUGAUGGUUUUUCCUGCGAAAGUGGUAAAGCGGGGAAAAACACUUAUAGUUUUAUUUGCCUUUUAAUGUUGGGUUUUUUUUUUAUUAUUUCGGAGCAAUUAACAGCCGCUAAAAAAAGGGAGGGGGAAUACAGAUAAAAUGCCGGACCAGAUUACAGUGUCGGAAUUUGUGGCGGAGACGAAUGAAGAUUACAAAGCGCCUACAGCUUCCAAUUUCACCACUAGGAUGUCUCAUUGCAGGAAUACGGUGACGGCGCUGGAAGAGGCUCUCGAUGUCGACCGGAGUGUCUUGUACAAGAUGAAGAAAUCGGUGAAAGCAAUUUAUACUUCGGGUCUGGCACACGUGGAGAAUGAGGAGCAGUACACCCAGGCUCUCGAAAAGUUUGGGGAGAACUGCGUCUUCAGGGAUGACCCCGAUUUGGGAUCGGCCUUCCUCAAGUUCUCCGUGUUCACGAAAGAGCUUACUGCACUUUUCAAAAACCUGUUUCAGAACAUGAACAACAUCAUCACCUUUCCACUGGACAGUCUGCUGAAGGGAGACCUGAAAGGAGUAAAAGGGGAUCUGAAAAAGCCUUUUGAUAAGGCCUGGAAAGACUAUGAAACAAAAGUGACGAAGAUCGAGAAGGAGAAGAAGGAGCACGCCCGGCAGCACGGGAUGAUCCGCACGGAGAUCAGCGGGGCGGAGAUCGCCGAGGAGAUGGAGAAGGAGCGGCGCUUCUUCCAGCUGCAGAUGUGCGAGUACCUUCUCAAAGUGAACGAGAUCAAAAUCAAGAAGGGGGUGGACCUGCUCCAGAACCUGAUCAAGUAUUUCCAUGCUCAGUGCAACUGCCAUGCCCCUCCGCAGAUCAAGCAGGCCCAGGAUGAGGAGAGGAAGCAGCUGACUCAGCUGAGGGACAUGCUGAAGUCGUCGCUGCAGGUGGAGCAGAAGGAGUCCAGGAGAGAUUCUCAGGUGCGACAGAGUGCCGCCUACAGUUUGCACCAGCCACAGGGGAACAAGGAGCACGGCACCGAACGCAGUGGGUACCUGUAUAAGAAGAGCGAUGGAGAGAACAGAGCCCAUGCUAACAGACCACCAGCGAAGCUCAACCUCUUAACCUGUCAAGUGAAACGCAGCCCGGAUGAGAAGAAAAGCUUCGAUCUCAUAUCACAUGACAGAACGUAUCACUUCCAAGCAGAAGACGAGCCGGAAUGUCAGAUGAAGACGUAUCCCACAUGGCUGUCCACAAACCUGGGGAUCCUGACGUGUAUUGAAUGUUCCGGAAUUCACAGGGAGCUGGGUGUCCACUAUUCCAGAAUCCAGUCUCUCACCCUCGAUGUCUUGGGAACAUCUGAGCUCUUGCUGGCCAAGAACAUUGGGAACGCUGGUUUCAACGAGAUCAUGGAGGCCAGCCUGCCCGUGGAGGAGACCGUCAAACCCACGCCCUCGAGCGACAUGCAGGCCCGGAAGGACUACAUCACCGCCAAGUACACAGAAAGGAGGUUUGCCCGCAAGAAGUGUGCCGACAACGCUGCGAAGCUGCACAGCCUGUGUGAAGCCGUGAAGGCCAGAGACGUUUUCGCUUUGGUCCAGGUCUACGCUGAAGGUGUGGACUUGAUGGAGCCGAUUCCACUGGCAAAUGGACACGAACAAGGGGAGACAGCACUUCAUCUGGCAGUCAGACUGGUAGAUCGAACGUCUCUCCACAUCGUUGACUUCCUGACUCAGAACAGUGGGAAUCUGGAUAAGCAGACUGCGAAAGGCAGCACAGCUCUGCACUACUGCUGCUUGACAGACAAUAUUGAGUGCCUGAAACUGCUGCUGAGAGGGAAGGCUUCCAUUGAGAUAGGUAAGCCGCAAGUGAAGAGGAGAGGAAGGCUGGUGAGCAGUUUUAACAUUGGCUCAGCUGGUAAGGCUGUUUGUCUGAUUCGUCCCCACUACCCUCUCCCCGCCGUGUGCCAGCAGCCCAGUCCUCUCCGCCGGGACGAGCGCCCCGUCAGCUGCUACCAGCCCGGCGCCAACCAGCUGCAGCCCAACAUCGCUGCCCUGGCGCGCGACGCUGCCAACCUGGUGAAGGACAAGCAGAGGGGCUUCAUCCCCAGCCUGGUCAACAACGAGACCUACGGCGCCGUCCUGAGCUCCAGCCCGCCUGCCGGCCAGGCUCCGGGCCUGGGGACCACCGCCGCCCCCCCGCUGCCUCCCCGCAACAUAGGCAAAGUGCAGCUGUCGGGCCCCGGUGUCGGGGCGCAGGCCCCCGGCUCCGCCGUGUGGAAGGCCGGCCCCCUGGAGCCGGGCGGCAGGCAGAGGUCGUCCUCGGACCCCCCCAACAUCCAGCCGCCCGUCCCCCCGCUGCGCGUCACCUCCACGGCCCUCCUUCCGCCUGCCACCCCGCCGCCCCCUGUUGCCAAGACGGUGAGCGUGAUGGAGGCCAUGAACCUGCAGUCCAAGCAGGCGGGGCCUCCCCCCGUGCCGCCGGUCAAGCCCCCUCCUCCGCCUCUGCCUCCCCAGCCUCCCGGCAGAGCCCCGCCCAGGUCUCCCAGCUCUGAAAAGACAUUUAACAAAGGACUCCGUACAGGGCUGGGAUGUGCAGAAAAACAAGAUAAGGACGCGCCUGGAUCCUCAGGCUCUUCCCAGAAUUCUGUGGGCCAGGUUCCGCCCCCAGCUCCCAUGCCCAGGAAGACCUACCUGAAACACAAGCCCAAGAGGGUGAAAGCUAUUUAUAACUGUGUCGCUGACAACCCCGACGAGCUGACGUUCUCGGAGGGGGAGGUGAUCGUGGUUGACGGAGAGGAAGACCAGGAGUGGUGGCUGGGCCACAUCGAAGGCGAGCCCAAGAGGCGGGGCGCUUUCCCCGUGACGUUCGUACACUUCAUCGUGGACUGACGGGCCUGCGGGGGCGAGGGCCCGGAGAGACCGUCCCAGCGGCCGCCAGCUCCCGCCCGCUGGACCCGCACCGGCACCGGGGCUGCUGGGCCAGGACCUGCCCUCGCAGGAGCUCGUGCUCAGGCUCCGGAGUGCUGGCGCACGCCGCUCCACUGUGACGUCACUCUCGCGGACUGUGGCGGGAGUUCCGGGGGGGAGCGUUGCUAGAUGGGUGAACAAUCUUACAUUGACUAUUGAGCAAAUCUCACAAUAAAUGCACUUUUUCACCUGGGUUAGUACUAUUGCGGUCCGCAAACGAAACGGGAAUCGAAUCGGCAAGGACAUCCAGCUGAAGACAAGGUCAAGCUCUUGUUUUAGAAUACAUUUGAUUAUUUUACAGAAAUACUUUAGUGCAAGUGUUACUUUUCCCCCCACCUUGACUUCAAAUAAGUGUAGGCUUUCUUAAUGUUGUAUUUGUUGCAUGAUUUGAAGAAAAUGAGCAAAAAACCUUUUUGUACCGAGGCAAACGACAUUAAGCUGUAUAGGACCAUACGCUGAAAAGUGCUGAUAAGUCAUUGUCUGUUUCUAAUGGUGCUAAACCACAAAUGUCCUGGACGUAGACGGCACACAACUGGAGGUCUUCUGCUUGGACUCCAAUGUCUUCAUUUGGAAGGAAUCUUUUUGAGUUGACAGAGGGCCAGUCUAUGAAAUGUAGUUCUGCUCUGGCACACAACUGAGAUGUGAAAGUGGAGACCUGGAAAACGAAGAAAACUCCUGGUCUUUGGUCUAAACUACUCCUUAAAUAACAAAUGGCCUUUUUUAAAUGUACAAUUCACAGCUGUUUUUAAGCCCCACCUCCAGGAUCCCGGCCUGUCACGUUGUGUGUGUGUGUGUCUACCAGUUAGAGAAAUGUCCCACCUUUGGACUCGCUACAGUGCUCUGCCGUUCCUGAAUUUAGUGGAGACACUGAGCAUGAAGGAGCUCGCUGAGCAUGGGUGCCAAGGUUGAAUGCUGAAAAAAACACCGCUGUUAAAUUU
Messenger RNA from Lepisosteus oculatus (spotted gar), 4282 nucleotides. The record is from RefSeq and is a predicted model, not a curated record. NCBI's taxonomy places the organism in Eukaryota, Metazoa, Chordata, Actinopteri, Semionotiformes, Lepisosteidae.